AUGUGGCUCUUGAAGACACAACAGAAAAAUAGGAUGGCCCUCGUUAUGAAUCUCUUACUUCUUUCAUUCUUGGUAGCCUCGGUUCGUACGGUGCCUCUCAGAUCCUUCAAGAUAGGUGAAAAUGUAACAUAUGAUUGCAUAGAUAUUUACAAGCAAUCAGGACUUGAUCAUCUCUUGCUCAAAAAACACACGAUCCAGAUGAAACCGUCAGUUUCACGGAUUGAAUUAAAGAGUCAAAUUGGCAACAAGAAGAAAGAAAAAGAUCAAUGUCCAGAUGGAACCGUUCCUGUAUUGAGAAAUACAAAAGAAUUUAUCACUAACGCUCAAUUUUUCGCCAAAAAAUAUAUCCAUCCGCUAACAACCGAUAGCCCCGGAACACAUAUUGCAGGAGUAAGGUCAUUUAAUGGUCCAUAUCGUGGUGUUGAAGCUUUGUUUGAUGGAUAUAACCUCAACGUCGGAAAAAAUCAAGCCUCAUAUAAUCAUAUAUAUUUAGGGAGUGGAGUGAAUAACGAGGUCGAUUUUAUCUCAACCGGAUUGAUGGUAGAUAAAUCCAAGCUUGUUUGGAGACGGACGUACUUUGUCAUAUGGAUUUUGGAAGUAUCGCAAGUGAUUCCCAUAGUCAAACCCCAUGAUCUUACUCCAGGGCAGCCUUUUUGGUUACAUCCUGCCAUCCAUCAGGACAAAAAUACUGGAAACUGGUGGAUUACACUUGUGGAUGGAGAUACACCCAACAUAAAUACACCCAACAUAGAUGUUGGAUAUUGGCCGAAAGAGUUAUUUAAUUUUUUAAACAAUGGUGCAAAUAUGGUUGGAGUAAGAGGUAUGGUUCAAACUUCGCCAUCUGGUUCAAGCCCUCCAAUGGGUAAUGGUAAAUUUCCAACAGGCAGCGCAAUGUCACCAAAGGACCGCGCGAGUUCAGCAAUAUUUUCAAAUAUACAAGUGUUGAAUUCUAACUUUGAACCAAGUAAAAUCGAUUCUUCUCAUAUAGAGAAUGUGGUAGAUAGUACAAAUUGCUACGUGCUAAGAACAGGUAAAGUACCACUAUUUCACCGUACUUAUCUUGGGUAUUUUUUCAAUUAUGGUGGUCUAGGAGGAAAUUCUUGUGGAGUUUGA
This is a messenger RNA of Thlaspi arvense, 1113 nucleotides long. The record is from the annotation of a GenBank genome assembly. Lineage: Eukaryota; Viridiplantae; Streptophyta; Magnoliopsida; Brassicales; Brassicaceae.